Molecule: messenger RNA, 2543 nt
Organism: Tripterygium wilfordii
Lineage: Eukaryota; Viridiplantae; Streptophyta; Magnoliopsida; Celastrales; Celastraceae
Exons: 1
Coding region: 444-2489 (681 amino acids)
Source: RefSeq, a predicted model, not a curated record
CGUUUAUGGAUUACAAAAUAUAAAAUAUUAAUAUUUUUGUUAGGCGCGUAGACAAAAUAUAAAAAAUUAAUAUUUUUCUUGAUAUUAACAAAAAAAAUAUUAUCUGCUUUCUUCAAAAAGGUAGUGUAAUUGGUAUUGUUAAUCACCGACCUCCAUGGCUGAUUGGUUCACUGGCUGGUAUGGAGAGAAGAAUCUCAGAAAAGGAGUCUUGAUCAGAACAAAACCACGAAUCUUCGAGCCCGAAAUAGUGGCAUGAGAAAAGAAAUUAUUCUUGUCAAGAAUGGUUUGGAGGUAGUGGCAUAUUUUAUCGAGAUGCUACAAUAUUGCCUUCCCUGCACAUGCUGAUCAAGUCAAUUUAAGCUCCAGACCCUAAUCCCAACUCAAACAAGUUGCCAUCUACCUGAGCAGCUAGCUAGCUAGACUCUGUUGCGCAGUCAAGUAUUAUGCGAGGAGGAACUGGAACUGAGUCUGUGAUGGAGAUCCAACAUUACUCUCACCAGCAUAAGCUAACAUUCAUCGGUAAUAUUGAAGACCAAACUGAUGGUGACAAUACUAUUUCUUGCCAUCUGUGUGAGGAACCAAUAACGGCUGCAAGCUACAACUGCCGUGACUGCAAUUUUUCCCUUCAUGAGAGUUGCGCAAAGCUAACCGCUCAGAUCUGGCACCGUUUUCAUAGACAACACAGGCUCAGUCUUCGUCUAGCUGCCGAGACAUGUUAUAUUUGCGGUUGCUAUUACUCAAAAAAAGGCCUCAUCUAUGUUUGUGAUGAUUGCAGCUUCAGAGUUGACGUCAAAUGUGCCUCCUUGUCAUCAAAACGCGAACAAGAAGCAGAGAGUAGUAAUCACAAACACAAGUUUGUUCUCCUCAUGAGGGCAGAGAAUAUUAGAUGCGAUGCGUGUGGCGUCGACUGUGACCUUGCUGAUUGGUUAUUACAGCCUAAUAUAUGUACUGUGUGUCAUCUUGUGGUCCAUUUUAAUUGCAGAUCAACAUCGCAGAGAAUCUCUCUUAGACAGCAUCGUCAUCCUCUCGUCCACGCUUGUGUCAUUCAAGAAAGUGAAGGUGUUAAGUCCGAAUGCAGAAUUUGUCGCGAUGAGGUGAGCACGAUUUAUGCCUGCUAUUAUUGCCCGGAUGCAGAAUGUAAUUUCGUUGUCCAUGUGAAAUGUGGAUUACAAAAUGCGAUCAGGGACCAAGAUGAAGAUCAGGCGUUAAUCCUCCCUAGACAUACUUACUCAGAUAUGGUUCUCUCUUUUAGGAAUUUGAAGAAAUUCCAGCCGCCUUGGUCCAAGAAGAUUAAACCAGAAGAAGAAGACGAUCACACAGUACCCACAGAGAUCAACCAUUUUAGUCAUCCCCACAAUUUAACCCUCUCUGACGACGAGAUUGAUGCUCACAAUAACAAGAAGUACUAUUGUGAUGGAUGCAUUCUACCAAUCUCAAACCCCUUCUACAGGUGUACAGAAUGUGAUUUCCUGCUUCACGAAACCUGCCUUCGAUUACCAACAUGCAUUAAUGCCAUGGAUAGAAAUCAUGCCCAAAUCUACGACUUAAAACCGAAGUGGGAUGACAAUGGCAUUUUCUCUUGUUCUGCCUGCCAUAAUCAUUGCCAUGGCUUCACCUACCAGUGUGAUGGAAUCAAUGGUUCCGAAAUUUGUAUUCCGUGUGUUUCAGUUCCGCACAAAUUCACACAUUCCGGUCACGAGCAUGACCUCUCUCUCGUUCGAUAUACCAGCUUUCCUUGUAAUGCUUGUGGUGCUCUUGAAAAAUCGUUCGCCUUCGGCUGCCCCGAGUGUUUAUUCGCCUUGUGCUACAAAUGCGCCACACUUCCUGCUACAAUUCAGCACUCAAGUUUUUGCGAUCAAUAUUUACUCACCUAUCACUCCAUUGAUAAAGCUUAUGGUGAGUAUUAUUGUGAUUUAUGCGAAAAGGCGAGAGAUCCAAAGCAUUGGUUUUACUACUGUGCAGAGAUUGAUUAUUGUGCUCAUCCCGUAUGUGCUCUUGGUAAGCAUCCUUACCUCAAACCAGGUCAUGAAUACCACUUACAUCCUCUCUCUUCGGUACUCCAAAGAUCUUCGGAGCACAAACUGUGUGACACUUGUAGUGAAUUCUGCGGGCUGACACUUCCGCCGAAGACAGUUGAAAGCAGCCAUGAGCAUACCGUUCACCUUGUCCAUCAAUCUUCUUAUAAACAAUAUAACAGAGAGUUUUCUUGUGAUGCUUGUCAGGAUCAGAUAAUAGGAGAGCUCUUGUUCUACUACUGUCUGGAAUGUGGAUUUAGCGGUCAUAUGAAAUGUGUUCUUGGCGAUGCCUUCAUCGAAAAUACCCUUCACCAUGAAGGUCGGAUACUCACUUUUGUCCAAAUGACAAGAAAUUAUCUUCCCUGCAUUUCAUGUGGCGAAGACUGUGAAGAUUUAUCACUAGCAUGUCCCAAUACCGAGUGCAGCUUCAUCAUUCACUAUGACUGUAGAACAAAGAUUCUGUGGACACUGUAGGUUUUUCUAUUGAUGGUGAUAAUACUGCACUGCCUUCAGCUGGGUUUUCAAGUU